AAGCUAGGACGCGUCUGAACUUAAGUCUUGGCUUGGUGUUGUGGAUCGGAAACCAUGUCGUUGAAGGUACCCAAAGCCAACAACAUCCAGCUAUUUAAGGAUGGGUACAAGCACCUCCAGGGCAUCGAGGAUGCCGUUCUUCGAAAUAUUCAAGCAGUUUCAGAGUUAUCCGAUCUUGUACGGACAAGCUUUGGUCCAAAUGGUCGCAAUAAACUAAUAAUCAAUCACCUUGGCCGACUUUUCGUAACAUCUGAUGCCGCUACCAUCAUCAGAGAGAUCGAAGUCGUUCACCCAGCAGCUAAGCUCCUUGUCAUGGCAUCGCAAGCUCAAGAGUCUGAGAUGGGUGACUCCACCAAUAUGGUCAUAAUUCUCGCUGGAGAACUUCUUAGGAAGUCUGAAAACCUGCUUGUCAUGGGGCUACACCCUAGUGAAGUAAUUAAAGGUUACGAACUUGCAUGCGCUAAAGCUCUCGCGGAACUUGAGAACCUACCAACGUCCAGCCUGCCUUCCCCUUUUACCCAGGAAUCUCUUACUACAGCUCUCAAACCGGCCAUAGCAUCAAAACAGUACGGUUACGAGGACGCACUUUCAUCUCUGGUCGCAGAAGCCGCACUCGCCGUCAUGCCUAAAAAUCCGAAGAAUUUCAAUGUGGACAACGUUCGCGUUGUCAAGAUCAUGGGCGGCAGCCUUUCGGGAAGCAAAGUCGUGCAAGGGAUGGUAUUUGGCCGCGAACCGGAAGGUAUCAUCAAAAAAGUUUCAAGCGCGAAAGUAGCCGUUUUUACAUGUGCUCUCGAUAUUGCACAAACUGAAACGAAAGGCACUGUCCUCCUCAAAAACGCAGACGAAAUGCUCAAUUUCACGCGGGGCGAGGAACAACAACUUGAAGGGAUCUUUAAAGAGAUCGCCGAUUCAGGCAUCAAAGUCAUCAUUGCAGGCUCAUCUAUUGGUGACCUCGCGCUACACUACCUCAAUCGUUUCAACAUUGCCGUUCUUAAGGUCCUCUCCAAAUUUGACCUCCGCCGUGUAGCUCGUGUUGUCAACGCCACACCUCUCGCCCGCGUCGGCGCACCCAGCCCAGAGGAAGCAGGCUAUGUCGACAUCUUCGAGACAACGGAGAUCGGUGGAGACCGUGUCACCGUCCUCCGUCAGCUCGCUCCCGGCGAGGAUGGGUACCAGGGACACACAGAGAAGACGCGCACAGCGACGAUCGUGCUUAGAGGGGCGACGGCUAACCAUCUCGACGAUCUUGAGCGCGCGAUCGAUGAUGGCGUUAAUGUGAUCAAAUCCCUUAUAAAAGAUCCACGGCUAGUUCCUGGUGCAGGUGCGACAGAACUGGAGCUGGGCAAGCGUGUUGAGGCAUACGGGAGCGGGAUGAGGGGGCUAGCACAACAUGCUGUGAAGCGGUAUGCCACAGCACUCGAAGUCAUACCGAGAACGCUCGCCGAGAACGCCCUGGGAGGCGCUGAGGGCAACGAGGUCCUCAGUCGGUUGUGGGCCAAGCACGAACAGCAAGGCGGCGAAGCCUGGGGUGUCGAUAUAGAGGCCGAACAAGAUGGCACUCUGCUAGCUACCGACUACAAGAUCCUAGACCCACUAGCCGCAAAACAGUGGGCCAUCAAGCUCGCAACAGAAGCCGCCGUAUCCGUACUCAGCGUCGACAGCAUCAUUAUGAGCAAACCUGCAGGAGGACCCAAAGUCCCUCAACAAGCAAGUAAUUGGGAUGAAGAUUAGGACACUGCUAUAGCUACCGGAAUGCCUAGACUGCUUUACAGCAAUUUUACGCAGACCAAGAAAGUUUCGAUUAAUGGGAACAAAAAAUGGAUGAAGCCGAAAAGAACGUUAGGAUGAGCAGCGAGAAUAUUGUGGGGAGUGAUACUGUAUAAUGUCAAUGAUAGAUAUUCGCGAACGGUGACUCAGAACGGAAUGUCAAAGGAUGAUAACAAGGAGUCCAUCGUGGAUGGUGGCGGGUUUAGUAUGUAGGUGCCAGUGACCAUAUACAUGAGCGUCUAUGAUUUAUGACUCAUUGCACACAGCUGGACUGUCAUCUUCGUCGUCCUCCCUGAGAUCAGGCCCCUCCAUUUCAUUCUCUUCUAUGUGGUGGUCAGCUUCAAGCUCGUCGUCAAAGAUGACAUGGAACCGCGACUGCAGCAAGCAUCGAUGAGUACUAUAGUGUCACACCAUGUAUACUUCUUGCA
This is a messenger RNA of Suillus bovinus, 2195 nucleotides long. RefSeq names its product chaperonin Cpn60/TCP-1 family. Gene Ontology annotation, molecular function: ATP binding; ATP-dependent protein folding chaperone; ATP hydrolysis activity. The record is from RefSeq and is a predicted model, not a curated record. The transcript is spliced from 8 exons. Bases 55 to 1731 code for a protein of 558 amino acids. NCBI's taxonomy places the organism in Eukaryota, Fungi, Basidiomycota, Agaricomycetes, Boletales, Suillaceae. Gene Ontology annotation, biological process: protein folding. Gene Ontology annotation, cellular component: chaperonin-containing T-complex.